AUGUAUUACUUAACAAAUGGUAAAAUGGUAAUAAUGCUGUUUAUCGUAACGAGAAUCGUUGUCGAUUCGUACGUGAUCAAUCACGUUCCCGAGAGAAAGAUCAUACCACCAACGCCGAAAUUUCAAGGCACAUUCAACGAAACUCACGCGCAUCAAACCAUCGCGAAUCGCAUAAGAUCGUGGACAAAAGCGGAGAAACAGAACGUGUGGGAAUUGAGCGGUUUGUACGAAGGAGAUAUAAUGCUUAACACGGAAGAAAAUGGUGCAAAAAAUGGUCUGGUAAAUGCCAAGUUUCGUUGGUCAGGUGGAGUUGUACCGUAUUAUAUAAAGGAAGAGGAUUUCGACGAGGAGGACAUCGAGUUAAUCGAGGGUGCUAUGAAAGAAUAUCACAAAAAUACGUGUAUACGUUUUCGUCCUUAUCAGAAAACCGACCGUGACUAUGUCACUAUAGAGGGCAAGAUGUCGGGAUGUUGGUCUUUAGUUGGCAGACACGAUCGUGGACAAGUUGUAAAUUUACAAAAUCCAGGAUGCGUGCAACACGGUGUGAUUGUUCACGAGCUGAUGCACGCACUAGGCUUUUAUCACCAACAAAGUGCUGCGGAUCGUGACGAAUGGGUCACGAUAAAUUGGGAAAAUAUAAAACCAGGGAAGGAGCACAAUUUUAAUAAAUAUGACAAUAAAACUGUCACUGACUAUGGAAUCAGUUACGAUUAUAUGAGCGUGAUGCACUAUAGUUCCUAUGCGUUUUCGAAAAAUGGUGACCCGACUAUUGCACCGAAAAAGGAAGAGAUCAAACUUGGCCAACGAAAAGGACUCAGCGUCAAGGAUAUGCUAAAGUUGCAAGAAAUGUAUAAAGAGGAAUGUCGUGAUCGGCAAGUGAAUAAAACAAUGGAUAACGACGAUUCGUUGGACGAUGUAUCCGCCAUCGAAUGGAUACUCGAUUUACCAUCUUAA
Messenger RNA from Eufriesea mexicana, 954 nucleotides. Its product is annotated as zinc metalloproteinase nas-13. The record is from RefSeq and is a predicted model, not a curated record. The coding region runs from base 1 to 954 and encodes 317 amino acids. Gene Ontology annotation, molecular function: metalloendopeptidase activity; zinc ion binding. The transcript is spliced from 5 exons. Gene Ontology annotation, biological process: proteolysis. NCBI's taxonomy places the organism in Eukaryota, Metazoa, Arthropoda, Insecta, Hymenoptera, Apidae.